CUUGUAUAGACUCCAGAAUACCUCAGAACUGGAAGAAACUCCCCUCACCGAAUGUUCACCGUCUGGCUCAAUAAAAAACAAAGAUAACACGGCAGACUAUCUCAAUGACCGGCGCCGCAGUAAAUUUUCCGGCCGGAGAUUCCAAAGCAAUGGAGGAAUUAUCUCUACCAGAAGAUGUCAUUCAACCAUUGUUUGAAAUCGCUAAAUCGUUUGACCUAAAAGAGGCAUUACAAAUUCUUGUAAAAAUCUCAAGAAUUGACGAUGGCCGCGCUGACCUUGCUUCUAAGAAUGUUCUUCCUUUGGUGUUGAAGCUUUGCCAAUCUAUUCCGUACUCUUCGGGUUGUGAUCACCUCGCGCUCUGUUUAAAACUCCUGAGGAACUUGUGUGCCGGGAAUGUCACUAAUCAGAGCCUUUUUGUUGCGUUAAAUGGACCUCGGAUUGUUUCUGCGUUUUUUUCGUCUGUUCCUGAGCCGGAUCAUGGGAUUAUUAGGUUUGGAUUGCAGGUUUUGGCUAAUGUUUGUUUGGCUGGACGAGAACAUCAGCAAGCUAUUUGGCGGUGUUUUUUUCCUGAUGAUUUUUCUGCCAUUGCAAAAGUUCGAAGUCAGGGUACCUGUGAUCCUCUCUGUUUGGUUUUGUAUGUUUGUUGUGAUGGAAAUGCUAGCUUGCUUGUUGAGCUUUGCGGAGAUAAAGGGUUACCUAUCGUGGGCGAAAUUGUGAGGACUGCAUCUAUGGUCAGUUUUAGAGAAAAUUGGUUCAAGAACAUUGUAUCAUGGAUAUGUUUGGAUGAAUUGCACUUCCGCAAGUUGUUCUCUAUUUUGUAUUCUGGUUGUGAUUCUGAAGAGAGUGAUUCAGAUGGUAAACUUUUCUCGACAGAACAAGCUUUUUUUCUCAGUAUUAUGUCGGAGAUCAUAAAUGAACGUUUAAUGGAGAUUGCUGUGUCUAUUGAUUUUGCGUCAUGUGUUUUUGGAAUACUCAAAAAGUCAAUUGGGAUUGUUGGUUCUGUGUCAAGAGGCAAAUCUGUUCUUCCAACAGGCAAUGCUGCAGUUGAUGUUCUUGGAUACUCGCUGACCAUUUUAAGAGAUAUAUGUGCCCAGCCUCGUAAAGAUAACCUGGAUGAUGAUUUAGCAGAUGUCGUUGAUACAAUUUUGUCUUAUGGACUUCUUGAAUUGCUUGUUGUUGUACUUCGUGACCUUGAGCCUCCAGUGAUUAUCAAGAGAGCCAUAAAACAGAGUGACAACCAAGAAGAAACUCCUUCAGAGUCGUAUAGUCCAUGCCCUUACAAAGGAUUUCGGAGAGAUGUUGUUGCAGUAAUCGGCAAUUGUGCUUUCCAGAGAAAGUCCGUACAAGAUGAGAUUAGACAGAAAAAUGGGAUGCUUCUGAUGUUACAACAGUGUGUCACAGAUGAAGAUAACCCGUUUUUAAGGGAAUGGGGCAUAUGGUGCGUGAGGAAUUUACUGGAAGGGAAUGUGGAAAAUCAGAAAACAGUAGCCGAAUUGGAACUUCAAGGAACUGUUGAUGUAGCGGAGCUUUCUGGACUUGGUCUGAGAGUCGAGGUGGAUCCAAAUACUAGACGUGCGAAACUUGUAAACAUGUCCCCAAAUGCGAGCUGGGGUAGCUAACUAGUCCCCAUCUAAUGCAUCCCCAAUAGCAUAAUCUUCGACUACGGAUCUGGAAUUCACCUUUGGCUUUUAUUUUCUUAUAUUCGUGAUGGUUUCAAGUAAAAUUGCCAGAACAGUGACGGUUUUUAGAAUACUGCGCAUGUGCUACUUAUCACUAAGGUCGAAGAUCAUUUUGAGGUAGCAAGCCUGAACGUCCACAGAAUCUAGAAUGCAAAUUCGGUAAAGACGCACAACAGAAACUGAAUCUCAAGGGCUUGUGAUUUUCCACAAAAGAAACUAAAAAUCUAUGAGUAGUUCUCUGAUUGUAACAUCAAGUACCAUUUUGUUUACAAGAAAUAAAAAAAAAUCUCAAGAACUUUUAUCUCA
Messenger RNA from Mercurialis annua (annual mercury), 1985 nucleotides. RefSeq lists its product as uncharacterized. The record is from RefSeq and is a predicted model, not a curated record. The transcript is spliced from 2 exons. Gene Ontology annotation, cellular component: cytosol. Lineage: Eukaryota; Viridiplantae; Streptophyta; Magnoliopsida; Malpighiales; Euphorbiaceae. Bases 105 to 1619 code for a protein of 504 amino acids.